UAAUUAAAUAAUGGAUAUAAUUAUAUAGGGUCAUAACAAAGAUAUCAGCCUGGCGACUCGACAAGCUAGCCAGUUAUUUUCCUAAACGGUAUAGCCAGCUAAUCAGCUAUCCCUGGAGUUAGUUAGCUAGCUAGCCAAUGUUAGCCACAUUAAAUCGGUGUUUGUCGCCGGCUAGCAAAUACUUUCGCUAGUUAUCGAUGGUUUAUUAGCUAUAACUGUGAACCGAAAGCUACUUGUGUUAGCUGCAUACAACAACGUUUGCUAGGUAGUCUGGUUGUAGAUAGUUAAUAGUCGCACAGAGUUUUCAACAGUCGAUAUUUGCUAAUUAGUUAUGGGUAGAACUAUUACUAGCAAUAUAAACAGUAUACCCAUGACAUUAGCCACGUACCUCUCGCUUUCACAUACGAACAGGUUGACUUGUUUCUGUGGCUUUAUGAGAAAUUUCUGACGUCCCGGGCUCGAAAUGGACUCCAGUUUCGCAGCGUGCUCGGAACCCCCAUCACGCAAUUCAGUUAUCCUGGCGCGCCCCCGAGCGAGGUCACACGCCCAAGCAGCAAGAAAAAAUGCCAGCAUCUACAUGCAGUCGAGAAAAAUUGGACAUUUUUCCAACGAUGCCGGAACAUUGCUCAGAAAAAAUAUGAAUCUGCUUCGGCAAAUUGUUCUUCAGGACACCACUGAAUUCAUAAAAGUCUGGACAAGGCAGUCAAAGUCCCCGAUCGCAUACGAGUGUGGGAGAAUUUACUUGGAAAAUUACCGGUGCUGCUACAGUAGUAUCCCUUCAAAGCCACAACACCUUUAUGAAUUACCAAAAUGCACUAAGGCAGAGAAGUUGGAAGAUGCAUUACUGUGCCAGUGCUCCCUUGGCAAAACACUGCCUAAGCCCUCUGACCAGAAACCAUGUCUCCUGGCACUUUCUGCCAAUAACUGGUUAUAUCGCUUCUCAACAGAGACAGGAGAGCAGCUGCAGAGAGUAUACCUCUCUCCACAUCACAAGUUCAGAUACCUUGGGUGGGAUGUCCCUCAGGAAAUGUUCUACGUCAAAUCUGUCCAGAAUAAGCAGAUCCCCAUGGCAAGACAGACAGGCCUUGAACAGACUACUCUGAUGUACCUGGCUGUGUUUAAAGUUGCACCCCUGGAACUCGUGGGCGUUCUGGAAGUCGACAAAAGGGUGUUUGGGACCACUGUUGUGGACGUGAUUCUUACUCAAGGGGUGCUGGCAGUUUCCCACAGUUCUAAGGUGGUGAGGCUAUACAGUUUCGAAAACAUUGUACAGAAGUACAAGACAAAGGAGUUGGUGCUUGGAGAGCAGUGUGAGUGGAACGGGGUCAGGGGAACAGUGGGAGAACCCCCCUUUGGCAUACCUGUGAACAUACACAUUAACGGCUGCCCCCCUGUGCUGUUUGAGGUGUCCUGCUUUAAUAAUGGCAUUCAGAUCGGCGGCCACCCAUGGCAUUACAUCUUCACCCCAAACAACAAGAAACACCAAGGAACCCAUCACAUCUGCUCCCUCCGGGAUGAUUCCCUGGCUAAAAAUGGAAUCCAGGACAUGAAGUGCUGCUCACUUGAAUCGGACUGGAUCUACUUCCAUCCGGAUGAUUCCGGAAGAAUUAUCCAUGUUGGACCAAGUACAAUCAAUGUGCUGAAAAUCCUGAGCUCACAGGAGCCCCCUCUGCAGUCUGAGGUCGUUCCAGAAUUUUCUAUCAUGGCUCAUCGAGACAAUAAUGCUGUUCCCCUGGUUAGCGUCACCUCCUCGGGCAGAAUCGUCAAGAGGAGAUUUCAACAACUGGACGAUGACCCAGAGCAGGAGACAUUCAGGCUGGUGGAAUACGAAGACGAGCUUGACCUCCUUGCAGUUGUGGAAGUGACCCACAGAGAGGAUGAAGGGAAGGCUCAUGUUGGUCUCCAUGACAACCAGACUGGGAAGUUAAUGAAGAGGCUUCCCCUGAUGGAAUCCUGGGAUGUGACUUACAGUCACGAGUUGUUCUUUGACCGAGACACAAUUGUUCACAUUGAGCAGGGGAGGAAUAAUCAGUUCUUUUGCCAUGUCUACAAAGUCGCCUGUAGACAGCCCGACUGAAAGCACCUGUGAAAGAGGAAACAGGACUUGACAUCUGGUGCACUGACCAGUGGCAACAUUGAACCGAGGGCUGGGUUAACUUUUUAAAUGUUAGAUUUGUAUACGGUAUUAUUUUUCUACUCUUGAAACCUGAAAUACCUUUUUUAUAUAAAUUUGGUGCUUGUUCUCUUGGCCUGUUCUAAUUAUUUCUGCAUUUAAAGCAUUCUUCUAUUUAAA
Messenger RNA from Megalops cyprinoides (Indo-Pacific tarpon), 2293 nucleotides. It is a transcript of the gene dcaf17, whose product is annotated as ddb1 and cul4 associated factor 17. Lineage: Eukaryota; Metazoa; Chordata; Actinopteri; Elopiformes; Megalopidae. Gene Ontology annotation, biological process: protein ubiquitination. The record is from RefSeq and is a predicted model, not a curated record. The transcript is spliced from 14 exons. Bases 464 to 2077 code for a protein of 537 amino acids. Gene Ontology annotation, cellular component: Cul4-RING E3 ubiquitin ligase complex.